Paracoccidioides brasiliensis Pb18 is the source of this 1809-nucleotide messenger RNA. RefSeq lists its product as uncharacterized. The coding region runs from base 1 to 1809 and encodes 602 amino acids. The transcript is spliced from 5 exons. The record is from RefSeq and is a predicted model, not a curated record.
AUGCUCAAGAAUAUCGUAAUCAUCGGGGUCUAUAAAAUCACCAUAGGUAGGGACAUAACUGGCCUCCGGCACAAUGAGGUUCGAAUGUUGACGAUUGCAUGCCUGAACGUAUGUAGCUGCGAAGAAGCGCUGCUGUUAUUGUGGGAGAUGUGGCUGACGCAGAAGAAGAAGAGCCUUCAACAGCUGGCCAAGAAGCUCAGCCUGGACACGCAGGAGAAGGAGAAGACCCCAGUAUCUGCCUCUAACAACCUACUGGGUCUCUUCACGCUAAACCGAAAGAGCGCCAUCCUCAACCUACCAUAUAGGGACCUGAAAGUGUCACUCCAGCGGGAUCCUAGCGGCGGGCCCCACCUCCCGACGGUGGAAUUCCACUACAGAUUCAUGAAGAAGCACCUCGGCCUCACACUGAUGUAUGAACACACCUUCAUCCUGCCUGAGAUCAUCUACGACCCAUCUCUAAUCCUCAGCCCACAUAACUUUCUCUUUGGCAUCCUGUUCUUCUUCGGUGCCUUCAAGGCCACCAACCUCAUCUCGAUGGAGCAGCUCAGGGGACUGACGAUCGGGGGCGGCCGACAGCAGAAACCGAUCCCGCUGAAGCCAGAGAUGGCCGACCACUACGUCUUCUGCAAGGUGACGAAGGAGGGAGGUAAGGUCUGCAUCUUCCCCAAGGAGAAGAUGGAUCCUUCGUCCGCCCAUUCUGGACAAUCGCCGAGAUCCGUGGGUUUCUGCACCCCUGGUUCAACCAUCGCUGCCCCGUACGGCGGGGGUCUGAUCCUCAACAAGAGUGGGUUGGUCGGCGAUGCCGAGCAGAAUCUGGUUCUGAAGCAUGCCAGCAUCCGCACGUUUCUGGACCACUAUAUUCCGCGCACGUUGGGCAUCAACGUGCAGCCACUGAUCAGCGGUCUGGAACCCAACGCUCCUCUGAUGCGUGCGAUCACGCGGAUCGGCCGCUGGCUCGACAAACGGCGCCCACGGCAUCUGACGGAUGCGCAGAAGGCGACCGUGGAGCAGGAUCCGGAUCUGCAGGAAGCCAUCCAGAAGAGGGAUCGGGCCGAACAGCGUGCCGUGCAGACCAGCAGCCCCGAGGCAAUCGAGAAACUCGAGAGACUAAAGGACGAUGUGAAGAAGACAAGAAACCGUCUUCUCUACAGGUACAGGAAACAGGUCCGCGAGGAGUUUGACGACGAGCAAGCUGUAAUCGACAUUGAACGGCAGCUCUCCGGCAUGGCGUUGGGCAAUGAGGCAAAGGAGACGCUGGUGGAGGAACAGAUGCUCCUGGCGCAGAUCCAUCUCCUCUCAAAGCUCCUGACGUGGCCGACAUCCAGAUCAGUGGAAGAGGAACUGCGGCGUCGGGACGCUGGGGUCGAAGCCCUCCGGAUGUACUGCGGCGUCCUCGAGGGCGGGCCGCGCCGGGGAAGGAGACCCAAGGCCGCCCUCCACCCUCACCCCCGCUCCCGGCCACGCAAGCACUUGGCAACACUGAUGACAGGAGCAAGAUGCAUGAUGAGGUUUUGCCAGAGGGGUCGGGUGAUGCUCUCUGCACCGCCGAGGAGCAUAUCCGCGAUGCAGAGAAGCCUCGGGGGAGUUUUGAGUGUUAUACGCCCCCCGGGUCGUCGGAUCACCGGCGCAUUCAUCAAUACUCACGGCUUGCGGACCUGGGCCGCCAUUUCCGGGAUGAGCACCUCCAGCAUCUCAAGGACGGGGAGCCGGCGUGGUGCAGCUGGUGCCAGAUCCAACUGGAACACAAGAUGCAUGUGUGUGCAGAGCCAUGCGGAGCUGGUCCAUGACCCGUGGGCUGUUGUAUUCUGA